Messenger RNA from Fukomys damarensis (Damara mole-rat), 1240 nucleotides. It is a transcript of the gene Vxn, whose product is annotated as vexin. The transcript has 6 exons. Gene Ontology annotation, biological process: neurogenesis; neuron differentiation. Bases 183 to 797 code for a protein of 204 amino acids. Lineage: Eukaryota; Metazoa; Chordata; Mammalia; Rodentia; Bathyergidae. The record is from RefSeq and is a predicted model, not a curated record.
GGAUUAGAAAAUGUUGCAGUGAAGACUGUGGAAUGAGAUGAGCUCACGCUCCAGAGCCCAGCCUGUCUUUUGUGGACCUACACAAUGAUUCGAGAGCCAGGCUGGAUUAGGAAACCUCGCGACUAGAGGUCCAGAGAGAGGUUGCGGGUUCCCAGGCGUGUGAGGGAGAGAAGGCUGAAACGAUGCAUCAGAUUUACAGCUGCAGUGAUGAAAAUAUAGAAGUUUUCACCACUGUGAUUCCUUCCAAAGUGACCAGCCCAGCCAGGAGAAGAGUCAAAAGCUCUCAACACCUCUUGACUAAGAAUGUGGUAAUCGAGUCAGACCUGUACCCGCCACGGCCCCUGGAGCUGCUGCCGCACCGCACUGACCGCUGGGACACGGGCGAAGUCCGCAGGUUUGGCCGGGUCCAGAAUGCGCGGCCACCCAGGGCACAUCCCACCAAAACACCCACCAGACCUGUGGGGAUUUCUGAACCUAAAACAUCAAAUCUGUGUGGAAAUCGAGCAUAUGGAAAAUCACUGAUUCCUCCUGUGGCCCGAAUCUCAGUGAAAGCUCCAGCUGCAGUAGAGGCAGCAGCCACAGGCUCAGAGAAUGGAGCUGUUCUGGGGAGGGGAUCUAGACACCUCAAGAAGAUGACUGAAGAGUAUCCAACACUUCCCCAGGGAGCAGAGGCCUCCCUCCCACUGACAGGCAGUGCUUCCUGUGGUGUCCCCAGCAUCCUCCGGAAAAUGUGGACCAGGCACAAGAAAAAAUCAGAAUAUGUGGGAGCCACCAACAGCGCCUUUGAGGCUGACUAAAGAUGACCCCUCUCAGGUACCUUGCAUUGAUCAAGGUUCAUAGGACACGGGAAGAGAGAAAUCUGAAGACUGGGACUGAACCACACUCACCUCUCUUGGCAGCUGGUCCAAAUGCAUCAUCUUCCCUCCCUAGCUAGGCACUCUGGUUUAGGGCACAGGAAAGGAAUGUGCCUGGAAGGCAAAAGAAAGCUGUUCCUUAGAACUGCUGAAGCCAUUAGUCUGAAAGUCAUUUUUGGAGGUCAUAGAGUUUAUAUCCCUAUCUUUAGACAAAACUAUAUUAAAAUCAAACUUUCCCAGCCCAUCUGUUUUAACAAAAUAUAAGAUUUCAGGUAUAAAAGCUUAACAUUUGAGUCACUUGUAAAACCAAUGAUUCUCUCUAUUGCUAUUUCAUGUUUAUUUCACCUUGGUGAGGUAUAAUUUUUAAGGACAAAGCAUUAUGUACU